Molecule: messenger RNA, 1854 nt
Organism: Huiozyma naganishii CBS 8797
Lineage: Eukaryota; Fungi; Ascomycota; Saccharomycetes; Saccharomycetales; Saccharomycetaceae
Gene: CEP3
Product: Cep3p
Exons: 1
Coding region: 1-1854 (617 amino acids)
Biological process (GO): regulation of DNA-templated transcription
Cellular component (GO): nucleus
Molecular function (GO): DNA-binding transcription factor activity, RNA polymerase II-specific; zinc ion binding
Source: RefSeq, a predicted model, not a curated record
AUGUCUAGGCGACCCAUGGGCAAUAAGAGCGAGCAGUCAUGUGCUGCCUGCUUCAGGAAAAAAGUCAAGUGCGACAGGUUGGUGCCCUGCGGGAAUUGUGUCAAGAAGGGACGGCAGGCAGAGUGUCUCAGAUCAUUCACUAACAAGCACACUUCGAAUGCGUUUGCCCCAGAUAACGAUGACCAUGCUGGAAUUUUGCAAUUGUGGCAGAGCUAUGAGUACUGGAUCAGCAACGUGGGACUUUUAAAAACGAAGGAGGCGGAUACCAAGAAGGCCAAAGUGGACCUGGAUGACCAGCUGAGGAUUAGCAAGUUUUGUCUCGAAUACCUCCAGGAAGGUCCAUCGUUUAAUAUUCUCAACUUCUCACUUGAGAAUCUGGGGGCCUUAUAUUUUGGGUGCAUUGGCGAUAUCAACGAACUGUUUCUUCAAUUGGAAAUGUACUGGAGAAGAAGAAAACAUGGGCCUUAUGCAAGUACGUCUGAGGAUUACUACUGGGACGCCCUGUUAUGGGCCGUCUUCUCCAUGAGUAUCUACUACAUCCCGUUGAGUGAAUUGAGCGAACUGCUACCCAGCGAACCUCUCUGUAAUUGGUUGCAAAUCGACGUCAACCAGGGCUGGACAGAGUCUCUACAAUUGACCGCAUACCAAUGCUUUACAAAAUGUACCAUGGUACUUUUGAAGCAGGCAGAACCCAUGUCGUACCCGGAUAUCAAACUGGUUCAGAUCUAUCUUAUUCUGACAAUGACAACGUUCACGUACGAGGAACCAAUUUUGUCCAACAGCCUGAUUUUGCAAAGUACGCAUGUGGCAAAAAUGUUUCAUAUCAACUUCUUUAGGCAGUACUCCGAAGACGAUCUUGCAGUAGGACUGACGAAGCAGACAUUCAGUAAACUUUGGUUCAAACUGUCCGCCGCUGACUACCUACAAUCGGGGCCAGGAAAACCUCUAGAAUUCCACACAGAUAUACCGUCCCUUCUUCAACACGCAGCAUAUUAUCAAGAUAUGCCCCAUUUCAACGUCUACGAAAAUGAGGACGACUUCGAGGUAUUCUGCUGGAAAAUGUUUUCGUUGGACAGAGAAAUAGACCGGUUUUUAGACCGAGAUAUCAAGCCGCAAUCCAAGACAUUGGAUGCAGUGAAACGAGAACUAGGGAUUUUCCACACUAAAUUAAACACACCUUCAGACGAGAAGAAGAACACAAUUUCCUCCCAAUUCGAAAGAUUCGUGAGUACGUUUCUUUUAAAUUCGAUGCAAUGGAAACUGCAAAAAGUGUACUUGGUGUACUUUAACACGGCCAAUGCACUAGAAUUAACCAUCCACUAUUCACAAGUACUGAUUAGGUUACUCGUGCAUAAUAUAACAAACGGUAAUGAGAUGUUCAAUAAGUUCCCUUACGUACUGAACGCACUGGGGAGAAUUGUACCAUUCUAUUCCUACCAUUCAAUAUUUUUUGCCCGUACAGCCCGUUUGGAUCAAUUGAUAGAAGAUUUAAAAGAAUUGCUAAAUGUGCUGCCCAUCAUGCUAGGCGACAAAGUUAAUAAAUUAACUUUCGUUUCAGCCAGACUAGACGCUUUGGCCAUUCUUUGGGGAAAAGUGAAAAUAGUCGAUUCCGGAUCUGGAGUUAUCCACCCUGUUUUCAAAAUUCUCCAAAAUGAUAUACUAUUCGUUUCGAAAGUGAACAGUACAAUACCCCUGUUGGUGAAGGGAGUUAGGAAUAUUGGCGACAAUCAGAAUAUCGAUGACCAAGUUCUUGCAUCCGAAGGGGACGAUCGCGAUCUAUUUGAGAGCGAUGAAUUUAAAGCCAUUGUAUCGACGUUUCAAUCGGACCACAAUAUUGAGGAGCUUAUUUUUUGA